This is a messenger RNA of Nicotiana attenuata, 3414 nucleotides long. Its product is annotated as rab3 GTPase-activating protein catalytic subunit. The transcript is spliced from 22 exons. NCBI's taxonomy places the organism in Eukaryota, Viridiplantae, Streptophyta, Magnoliopsida, Solanales, Solanaceae. The record is from RefSeq and is a predicted model, not a curated record. Gene Ontology annotation, molecular function: GTPase activator activity. Gene Ontology annotation, biological process: positive regulation of GTPase activity. The coding region runs from base 315 to 3167 and encodes 950 amino acids.
GUUUUGCCCUCGCAGGUUCGAAUCAAGCUGCACACGCUUCAAACUUCAAUUUUCCUCUUUUUCUUUUUUUAAUCUCCGAUUUUCUCUCUCCGAUCGUCUCAGAUUUCAGCUCCUGGAGCGGUUUCGUCCUUCGGUCAGUUAUGACCAACGAAAACGGUUCUGGUGCAAGUGGAAGUUGAGUACGGUUCUUGUGCUUUUGGUCUCCCCUCGGCUGGGAUUUGGAGGGAUCUGUCGACAGAGCUCCACAAUCUCUGCAGUCUGAUGCCAUCAUAAACCCAAACCCUUUGCAACUUUCUACAUUUUGCUCAAUUUUAAUGGCAUCAACUAGCAAAAUGCCUAGCACUUCUGAGGAUGAUCUAGAAGAGGAGUUUGAACAUUUUGAUGAUUUCACCCUUGCCUCUUCUUGGGAAAGGUUCAUUUCUGAGAUAGAGGCAGUAUGCAGGAAAUGGUUGGCUGAUGGCACGAAGAAUUUGUUGAAAAAGGACGCUAUCUGCUUGAAUAUCUCUGAGGGCCUAUAUAAAGCUGACCUGAAGUAUGAGAUGAAAAGCUAUUGCAUGGAGUACUAUUUUGGAACAGUUAAUGAUGUUGUGCCAGGAAAAGGAAAUGACUGGAGUUGUGUACUGCAUGAUCUGCAGCUGUUUUUUGGGGUGAAUGAGUUCCUGGUGAUUGCUCCUCAAAGUGCCAGUGGUGUGGUUCUUGAUGGACCAGAGGCCAGCAAACUUCUAAGUGCAGUUGCUAUUGCCUUGUCCAACUGUUCCAGUUUGUGGCCAGCAUUCGUUCCAGUGCAUGAUCCUUCUCGUAAAGCUUACAUUGGUAUUCAGAAUAUGGGAACCCUUUUCACCAGGCGAUUUGAGGCUGACCGUAUAGGUAGCCAAGUGCCGGUGAAGCUUAUGCAUUUGGAGGGAUUGUAUGAGCUAUUUGUUUCUAAAUUUGCCUUCUCCACUGAGGACUUAUCUACGCAUCUUUUCGAAGUGAGUUUCAAGAUGAAGCUGACCUAUUGUACACUUCCCUACGAUGAGGAUGAUGAUGUACAAGAACCUGAGGCAGGGAGUACAGAAUCUGGUGGGAGUCCCAAAAGCAAUCAUCACAAUAAAUCACAGUGGGAUGAUGAUUGUCCUUGGAGUGAAUGGUACUCGUCAGAGGACCCAGUAAGAGGGUUUGAGUUGAUUGCGGUGUGGUCUGAGAAAGCAUUUGAAAGUUCACUUGAUAUGGCUGAGUUGGAAAAUGCUUCACCUCUUGAAGCUGAUGACUGGUUGAUAUCUCCAUGUUUGUCUGAGACUCUCACUGAGGAUUCUGAUGGAAAGAGGAUUGGAUUUGCAUCACAGUUGCGGCUUCUUGUUGAUGCUCUGGAAAUGUCAAUGGAAGCAAAAUUUAUAGAAGAUUUUGUUUCAGAGCAUUCAGGACCUGAGACUGUGAAGUCUAGUGCAGUCAUACCUCCUCCAACUGUCCUUGAUCGUGUGCUCAAAGACCUUUUUCAUGAGGUUGAAGGCCUGCAACUUGGUUUUUCUGAUGGAGAUCAUAAAGAUUCCCGCACCAUUAAAGGUGCCCCUCUUGAGUCACUGUUUGGGCAGUUCUGUCUGCAUGCUCUGUGGUUUGGUGAUUGCAAUAUACGUGCUAUUGCUAUAUUCUGGAUAGAGUUCGUACGGGAAGUUCGCUGGUGUUGGGAAGAGUCACAGCCAGUACCUAGAAUGCCAUCUAAUUGUGUAAUUGAUCUAUCUACCUGCCUGAUUAACCAGAAACUACACAUGCUUUCAAUUUGCAUUAAUAAAAAGCGUCAGCAGGAGCAAGAGAGUCCAAAGGGCGGUGAACAAAGUUUUUUUCCUGCUCAUGUUAAGGAAGAGACUCAGGUCAAACGUUGUUUAUCUCCUCAUGAUGGAAAGACUCAGACUUCUUCUGGAGAACGUGAAAGUCUAUCAAGACCAGAUGGUCUAAAAGAUUCUGUGGGUCAUAUUUCUAAUUCUGGACAUUCUGAUACUGUGAAAUUGGGUGAUGCUAAGCCUUCAUCAUGUAUUAGGAGGGGAUCAGCUGGUGUUGUGGGUUCUAUGAUGCUUUUGGAAUCUCAACAGAACAUGCAUGCUCCAUUUACACAGGAGCCGCCGGUUAUGACCGAAGAUAUGCAUGAAGAACGUCUACAAGCUGUUGAAGCAUUAGGUGAUUCUUUUAGCUUUUCGGCUCAACUGGAGAAAGACAUUUUAUCAUCAGAUAUGUCUGCAUUUAAAGCCGCAAAUCCAGAUGCUGUUUUUGAAGAUUUCAUCCGAUGGCAUUCACCUAGAGACUGGGAGAACAAUGAUAAUAUGGACAGUGGAGGAUCUCACGAUAAUGCAAUCAAAGGGUUAACGGUUGAGUGGCCCCCUCGAGGAAAGCUUUCAGAAAGAAUGUCUGAGUUUGGCAAUUCGUGGAGAAAGAUUUGGAAUGAGGCACCUCCUUUGCCCGCUUCUGAACAGAAGCCUCUCUUGGAUCCAAAUCGAGAAGGAGAAAAGGUUCUUCACUAUUUGGAAACACUGCGGCCGUGUCAACUACUGGAACAAAUGGUUUGUACUGCUUUUAGGGCAGCUGCAGACACACUAAACAGAACAACAUUUGGUGGUUUAAAGCAGCUGACAACCAAAAUUGGACAACUUAACCUCACUAUGGCAGCCACUCUCAGAUGCUUGCAAACAAGUAAUCUUUCUAUUGACACUGAAGAUAUUCAAGACUUGAAGCGGCUUUGUGAAAUAUUUGAACAUGUCGAGAAGUUGAUAACACUUGCUGCAUCGCUUUAUACCAAGUUCAUGAAUGCACCACGUCUAUUAGAAUCAAUUUUCAAUGACUGCUACAACUUUUAUGCACCAAGAAUGGGAACAGUCUCAACUGCCAGUGAAGUAAAAAAGGAUUUCGAAAAGAAACAAAAAGUUGGACGACGUGAAAGGGAGAUAGUGGCAAGCAUGUUCACAACUCCCACCGCUAACCAAUCAUGGAGGAAAGUGUUGAGCCUGGGAAAUCUUCUAAAUGGCCAUGAACCAACCUUGAGAGAGAUCAUAUUCACCAAGCAUGGUCACCUUAGUGAGAAUUACUAUGGUGGUCAUGCUCCCAGGGGUUAUCAACAUGAGUUAGAAACAUACAGAAUGUACAUAAGCGGAACCUCAAAUGAUCUUAGUGUAGCACUAGCAGUUGCCUCUUGCGAUUAGACAUUUCAAGAAAAGGAACCAUGUAAUAUAUAGUCAUUUUUUACCCACCAACGGAUCAGUAGUGAUUUUUUAUUUAACCCACUGUGACUCGAUCCUUGACCAACUAAUGAAGUGGAGACAUCCCUCUGCUAAGCCAACCAAUGUAGGAAGAUUAUAUUUGCAUAACAUGGACAUGCCAUGUUGGAAUAAGUCUCACAUUGUCACAUGUUUUCCCCCCUCUUCGAAUUAGCUAUGUUCUUAUUCUCUC